UAGACGAUGACUCGAAAUGAAAGCCUUUAGGAUCCAAAAGUUAGAGAAGCUUUAUCUCAAAUUUCGUCACCGGAACUUGUCCCUUGCCGCAAAUCUUACUAUUGACGAGCUAACCCAAGAACAAGUCCGUGUUUGGGAUCACAAUAAUAUACCAAUCCCGACAUUGCAAUACCUUGUACAAAAAUGCGCAAGGGAAAGAACAAUCUGGGGAGGCAAAUCUUGCCAUGCCCAAAUCAUCAGGCUGGGUUUUCUAGCAGACAAUUUGACUUCUAAUAUGCUCAUCAAUAUGUAUACAAAAUGUUGCGACUUGGGUCAUGCUCGGAAAGUGUUCGAUGAAAUGCCCCACAGAAGCCUUGUUUCCUGGAACACCUUGAUUGGGGGCUACACCCAGAACGGUAAUGCGGAAGAGGCUCUCAUCCUUUUCAAGGAGAUGCAUAGAGAUGGGCCGUAUUCGUUUAGUGAGUUUACGGUCUCAGGUGUUCUUUGCGCUUGUGCUGCACAGUUGGCCCUGAUUGAAUGCAAACAACUGCAUGCUUUUGCUCUGAAAGUAUCACUUGAGUUAAACCUGUACGUCUCUACUGCUCUGCUUGAUGUCUAUGCUAAAUGUAAUUUUAUAAAGGACGCGAAUUGGAUAUUUGAAUCCAUGCAACAGAGGAGUGAUGUUACUUGGACUUCAAUGGUUGUAGGUUAUGUCAAAAAUGAGCUUUAUGAGGAGGCUUUGUUAUUGUUGCGAAGAUCACAAAGAGCUGGCGUGGAGUAUAACCAGUUUACUGUGUCUUCGGCACUGUCUGCUUGUGCAGCAUUGACCUCUUUGAUAGAAGGGAAUCAAGUUCAUGCAGUAGUGUGUAAGAGCCCCUUUUGUGCAAACGUUUAUGUGGCCUCCGCUCUUAUUGACUUGUAUGCGAAAUGUGGGAUGAUUGAAGAUGCUCAUGCUGUGUUCUCAACUACAGAAGAGAAGAAUAUCGUAUUGUGGAAUUCUAUGGUUUCAGGAUUCGCUAGGCAUGGUAGAUCUCUAGAGGCUAUGGUAUUGUUUGAGAAAAUGCAGCUGAGUGGCUUGCAGCCCAAUGAGGUUACAUACGUUUCUGUGCUGUCUUCCUGUUGCCAUAUGGGCUUAGUUGAAAGGGGGCGGAGAUACUUUGACAUGAUUACCAAAGAGCAUAAUCUCUCUAACAAUAUCUUCCAUUAUUCGUGCAUGGUCGAUAUUCUUGGUCGGAGUGGUCUUGUUCAUGAAGCUAAGGAUUUAAUAGACAAAAUGCCAUUUGAGGCUACCCCCUCCAUGUGGGGGUCACUUUUGGCAUCCUGCAAAGUUUAUGGAAAUGUUGAGCUAGCUGAAGUGGCAGCUAAAUAUUUGUUUGAGAUUGAACCAAAUAAUGCAGGAAAUCAUGUCUUGCUUUCAAAUGUUUAUGCGUCGAGGAGAAAGUGGGAGGAUGUUGCACGUGCAAGGACACUUCUCAAGGAAAGUGAUGCAAAGAAAGUAAGGGGCAAGAGUUGGAUCGAAAUCAAGGACAAAGUUCAUACAUUUAUGGUUGGAGAGAGAAACCAUCCAAGAAUCGCUGAAAUUUAUAGGAGGUUGGAUGAUUUUCUAGAAGAAAUGAACAAGCAGGGCUAUAGAGGUGAAAAUGAACAUGAUCUGCAUGAUGUGGAAGAGAGCAGAAAGCAGGAAUUGCUGAAGCACCACAGUGAGAAACUAGCUUUCACAUUAGGGUUAAUGUGCUUACCUCCUGGUGUACCGAUAAGAAUUAUGAAGAACCUUAGAAUAUGUGGUGAUUGCCAUUCUUUUAUGAAGAUGGCAUCAAGUAUCACGGGAAGGAUAAUCAUUGUCAGGGAUAAUAAUCGUUUUCACCAUUUCAGAAAUGGAUUCUGUUCUUGUGGUGAAUUCUGGUAACCGGGUUGCAUUGGCUACACAAGACUCCUGUAUUUGGAAAUACACCUGGCUCCAAAACAGUGAGCUUAUGACCCCACAUUUUAGAAGAACCUUAUUGUUGUAAUCACAACAACAAUUUCAGGUAAUCAAUAGCCUGUCUACCUCAAGGAGAUAUUGUAAAAAAGAUCAGUUUUUAAGCAUCCAUGGUCGGAAUUUUGUUUUUCUGAUUGUAUUCAAAGAGCUUUUACA
Messenger RNA from Coffea eugenioides, 2113 nucleotides. Its product is annotated as pentatricopeptide repeat-containing protein At5g04780, mitochondrial. Gene Ontology annotation, molecular function: protein binding; zinc ion binding; RNA binding. The coding region runs from base 17 to 1885 and encodes 622 amino acids. NCBI's taxonomy places the organism in Eukaryota, Viridiplantae, Streptophyta, Magnoliopsida, Gentianales, Rubiaceae. The transcript has a single exon. The record is from RefSeq and is a predicted model, not a curated record. Gene Ontology annotation, biological process: RNA modification.